Molecule: messenger RNA, 1000 nt
Organism: Rubroshorea leprosula
Lineage: Eukaryota; Viridiplantae; Streptophyta; Magnoliopsida; Malvales; Dipterocarpaceae
Source: the annotation of a GenBank genome assembly
UUUUUUUUUUUUGACCAAGUUUACAAGGGUAGGUAUCGAAUCCACCAUGGGGGAAGGGGGAAAUGCACUGCAAAGCAGCCAUAAGGCCGCUGCCUCUGCGCUCCUAAUUAGUUACAAGAAAUUGAAGUAUUUUUUAUGAUACAUGGAUGUGACUUAGGUUACUGCGAGUGGAUCAGUCAUUACUGCAGCUGGAUGUAGCUCCAAUGGUGUUACCGUGGUUGUAUGGAUACUUUGGCUCCACCUGCAACCUCUCGUGCUUCUAUCAUUGGCCAUGAUGGUGGUGCCUGCUCCAUUUCUGUGUUCAACAAUGACAUUGGGAGUGGUUCUGUUUCUCCCAUUAUUGUGAUUGGUGGUAAAAAUGGUGACAUCGGACUUCAUGACUUCCGGUACAUAGCUACCGGAAGAACCAAAAGACACAGGUACCGUGACAGUGGUGAACCAAGCAGCAACACAUCUAAUGCAGACACACGGACCCAAAUUUCAGAUCAGAAUCUGAAUGGAAUGCUAUGGUACAUACCAAAUGUACACAAUUUCUCUCUGAUUCUGAACCACCCAUGAACCAUUUACUUCUCUAAUGUUUAUAUGAUAUGAUCGGAAUGAAGGGAGUAUCACCAAGAUAUCGACCAUACCAAAUACCAGUUUGUUCUCAACGGGAAGCAAAGAUGGCGAUGCCAAAACAGCCAAGAUGGUGUGCAUCACUAGUCGAAAUUGCACGACAGACACACAUUUCUACAACCAAACUCUCGUGGUUUUGGUGGUAUUGUCAGGCGGAGAUGGCUCCGUAAAGCUGGUUCAGCUCAAAGAUCAUCCACAUUAGACCUGAAAGUUGCCUCUCGAUCAGAGCAAUAGAGAAUGAAACUUGACAGAAAAUGAAAGCGGGGCUCCACAAGCUUACUUCCAUCAAUGGAGCCCGUCGGGGGAUAAGGAUAUGUUUAGUGCACCUUGCUAGAGUUUUUAGUUUUAGAGUAUUGUUUAUGAGUAAUAAGUUUAAAUUUUUAUC